GCAUGUGAUUGCAACGCUUAUAAUCCUACACACAGGUCCUGAGCAAACCGGAGGUGCGGGAUCUGAAACACUGACAGUGAACCAGUCGUAGCCGCGGGAUCAUGGAGUUCAGCAGCCGGAGAUCCAGUUUCUCCGACGGGACACAACGCGUCGUGAGGCGGAUCCGCUCCUUGUUCCCGGUCGGUGUCAGGACCGAAAUAACAGAGCUGUGUAAACUGGCCGGACCAGUGACUCUCUCCCAGCUCAUGGUGUUUAUGGUGAGUUUUGUCAGCACCAUCUUCUGUGGUCAUCUGGGGAGGACAGAGCUGGCAGGAGUGUCUUUGGCCAUCGCAGUUAUCAAUGUGACAGGUAUAUCCAUAGGAACUGGUAUGGCAUCGGCAUGUGAUACACUGAUUUCUCAGACCUUCGGGAGUCACAACCUCCUCAGAGUCGGGGUCAUCCUGCAGCGGGCCAUCCUCAUUUUGAUUCUGGCGUGUUUCCCCUGCUGGGCGCUCCUCAUCAACACGGAGCUCAUUCUGUUGGCGGUCAGACAGAAACCGGAGGUGGCCAAGUUGGCUCAGCUGUACGUCAACAUUUUCAUGCCUGCACUUCCUGCUACAUUUAUGUAUUCAUUACAGACCAGAUAUCUACAAAACCAGGGCAUCAUAUGGCCACAGGUCAUCACAGGAUUCAUGGUCAAUCUCUUCAACGCUCUCAUUAACUACAUCGUUCUCCACGUAUUCAAUAUGGGAGUAGCCGGCUCUGCUCUCGCCAACACUCUCUCCCAGUUCCUCAUGGCCGGACUUCUCUUUGCCUACAUCAUCUGGCAAGGUCUUCACAAGGCCACCUGGUCAGGCUGGUCCAAACAGUGUCUGCUGGACUGGAGCUCGUACAUCCACUUGGCCGUGCCCGGCAUGAUCAUGUUGUGCGUUGAGUGGUGGACAUAUGAGAUCGGAAGUUUACUGGCAGGUCUGAUCAGUGAGGUGGAACUCGGCGCUCAGUCGGUCGUGUAUGAGCUGGCAAAUGUUGCAUACAUGUUCCCAUUUGGUUUUAGUGUAGCAGGCAGUGUAAGAGUCGGACAAGCUUUGGGAGCCGGACAAACAGAGCAGGCCAAGCUGUCUGCCAAGACGACAGUUAUCUGUGCAACGUCAGUGUCUGUGUGUUUGGCGAUUCUCAUCGGGACUCUGAAGAAUCAUAUCUCAUAUAUUUUUACAUUUGAUGAACAAAUCAGGGAAAGAGUCGCUGAUGUCAUAUCCUUCUACGCUCCGUUCGUUCUCCUGGAUGCAGUUUCAGCUGCCGCGGGUGGCGUCAUACGAGGAGCCGGUAAACAGAGAGUUGGGGCUAUUUGCAACUUUAUUGGCUAUUAUGGCAUCGGUUUCCCGAUCGGCGUGCCACUGAUGUUUGCUGCCAAAUUAGGAAUCAAGGGUCUGUGGACAGGCUUGUUUACAUGUGUGGUCCUGCAAUCCGCAUUCCUCCUUUUCUACCUGAUAAGAAUGAACUGGACUAAUGUGACAGUCGAGGCUCAAGUCCGAGCGGGGGUGAUUGAGAGCUGCACAGAAACAAGUGAGAGAGGUCAGCAGCCAGAUGAUCAAACUGACUACCAUGAUGAAACAGACACGGUGGAGCUGGUUGACAUGAAGAUGAAGCUGAGUCACCGGGCUGCGGUUCUGCGAAGGGGGAUGGUUCUGGUCGGCAUGCUUUUCAUCUUAGCUGCUGGGAUCAUCAUGAACCUAGUGAUCACCAACCUGGUGACAUGAACACGAGCAAAGACUAUUGAGCAGUUGACCUGCUCGGAGCAACUCAUCAGCCGCCGGCUCAGCGUGAUGCAGAGGUUUGCAGCGCAGGACGUCAGAGCAGGACCGAGGCAGAAGUGAAGACGAGCACAGAGCGGAGAGAACGAAGAAGUCAAAAUCUUCUCCAAGCGAAAAAAAGAACGAUGAGUCAAACCAACGAGGGUUUGAGCUCCUGUGUGUUUCUAGCAAUAAACCGAAACAUUGAGGUGAAUUUAAA
Molecule: messenger RNA, 1989 nt
Organism: Pleuronectes platessa (European plaice)
Lineage: Eukaryota; Metazoa; Chordata; Actinopteri; Pleuronectiformes; Pleuronectidae
Gene: slc47a3
Product: solute carrier family 47 member 3
Exons: 17
Coding region: 102-1736 (544 amino acids)
Biological process (GO): xenobiotic detoxification by transmembrane export across the plasma membrane
Cellular component (GO): membrane
Molecular function (GO): xenobiotic transmembrane transporter activity; antiporter activity
Source: RefSeq, a predicted model, not a curated record